This is a messenger RNA of Malassezia restricta, 2103 nucleotides long. Its product is annotated as actin-related protein 8. The transcript has a single exon. NCBI's taxonomy places the organism in Eukaryota, Fungi, Basidiomycota, Malasseziomycetes, Malasseziales, Malasseziaceae. Bases 1 to 2103 code for a protein of 700 amino acids. The record is from RefSeq and is a predicted model, not a curated record.
AUGGCCCCCAAGGCCGCCAAGCAGGUUUUGCCGCCGAAUCCGCCGGCGGAUGAGACGCGCACGUUGCCGCUGGCGUACACGUCUUUCCAUCCGCCGCCGUUUGUGAAUGCCAAAAAUGUGUCGUCGUCGUACCUCAAGACGGAGGCGCAGACGUGGGUGUCGCGCUCGCACCGCCCGACGAAGCGACCCAAGACGGGCGCCGACGGCGACGACGGCGACGACGAUCCCGCGUCGCGCCGCCUCGUGAUCCAUAUCGGCUCGGAAGCGAUCCGCCUCGGCCGCGCUACGGAUCUGUACCCGACAGUGGUGCCGCAUGUCCUGGCGCGCCAGCUGCCGCAUCCGCGCGCGCAGCCGGCGCGGCCGCACGCCACCGAGGCCCAGCUCGAGAUGCUGCGCGCCGAGCUGCGCUCGAUCAUGCGGCAGUACAAGCUGCGUCCCGUGAGCAAUGGGUGGCAGUCGGCGAACAGCUACAACUCGUCGGUGGAGCCGGAGCCGGUGGCGGCGCACAAUGACGUGUACCACGUGGGCUUUGUGGACGAGGGCGAUGCGUCGGUCGUCGUGGGCCACGAGGCGCUGCGCCUGGCGUCGCUGUCGCGCCCGAGUGCGUGGCGCCUGUUUUCGCCGUGGACGCGCGGCAUGCUCAAUGUGACGGGCUAUGCGGCCGAGUACGGCGACGCGUGUAUCGAGGCGCUGCUGGGCGAUGUGCAGCGGAUCCUGACGCAUGCGAUAUCAUCGGCGCCGUCGAAGGCGUCAGGGCCGGCGGACGCCGCGGACGAUGCGGGGCUCGGCAUCCCGACGUCCGAGUACGGCGACUAUGCCGUGCUGCUCCUCGUGCCGGACUCGUUUUCGCGGAGUGACUUGCGGGCGCUGGGUCAUGUGCUGCUGCGCUACAUGGGCUUUUCGGCCCUGCAUGUACAGACGGAGGGCCUGUGCGCGACGUUCGGUGCCGGCCUGAGUGCGGCGUGCGUCGUGGACGUGGGCGCGACGAGCAUCGGCAUUUCCUGUGUGGAAGAGGGCCUGGUGCUGCCUGAGACGCGCGUGGCGCUGUCGUACGGCGGCCAGGACAUGUCGCGCUUCUUUGGCGACGUGCUGCGUGGCUCGAGCUUCCCGUACACGGAUCUGCAGGAAGCGCGGCUCGCGGAUGUACAGCUUCUCCAGGACCUCAAGGAGCGAUUCGUGACGCUGCAGCCGAGUCAGGUCGGUCUGAACUUGUACGAUUUCAUGGUGCGUCUGCCGGGCGAGACGGCGCGCAAGUAUGCUCUGCGGCUGUACGACGAGCCGAUUCUCGCGGGUCUGAUGCUCUUCCACCCGGACGUCGCCGCGCCGCCGCCGAUGCCGCGACGACCGCUGACGUGCGCGCAGCCGGCGCCGGCGGAGGAGGCGGACGAGCCGGAGCCGACGGCUGUGCUGGCCGCUGCGAAUGCCUCGCUGGGUGGUGACGAGGCGGUGGAGCUGUGUGCGUCGGCCGUGCUGGACAUGGCGCCGACGCUUGCCAUGUUGGGAUGCGUCUCUCGGCGUCUUUCGCCGCAGGUCGCGGCGCUCGUGGAUAUGCGGGCUGACGAGGCGUCUGAGGAAGCGCCGCGCGCCGCGCCGACGAUUCCGCAGACGUCGGCGAUGGCGACGCAGGCCGCCAAGUGUGCGUCGGCGGCGGCGCAAGCGGCGCAGGAUGGCAUAGACGUCGUGCAGGCGGCGUCUGUCACGCCGCUGGACCAUGCGGUCUUUCGCAGUCUGCUCGCGUCGACGGGCACCGUGGAUGGGUCGUUUGCGCACGGCGGCGAGGAGCGGCUGCGCCGCCUCGCGAACAAUAUUGUGUGCACCGGCGGGGCGGCGCGUAUACCGGGGCUGUCGGAGGCGCUCGAGGCGCGUGUCUCGAUGCUGCUGGCCGAGCACUAUGCGCCGGCGGACGGGGCGCCGGGAGCGCCGACGACGGCGCCGCAGGCCGUGGUGAUCCCGCCGCCGCGCAACCUGGACCCGGCGUCGCUGGCGUGGAAGGGCCUGGCGGUGAUGGCGCAUCUGGACGCGAUGCAGGAGCUGUGGAUCCAGGCGAGUGAUUGGGACACGCUGGGGUACCGCGCCCUGAAGGAAAAGUCGCUCUUUUUGUAG